AUGUGUGGAAAUGAGGCUUCAGGAGGCAUAAAGAGGUUCAAGCAACAUUUGGCUGGUGGAUAUGGAGAUAUUGUCCUUUGUCCAAAAGUUACCAUUGAAAUUAGGAAAGAGAUGGAAGCUUACUUGCAAAAGAAGAGAAGAAGGCCUUUGUUCUUGGAUGGUAUUGAGGAAGAAGAUGGGGAAGAUGAAGUUGUGGAGGUGGCAGCGGCAAAUGUACAAGCAGGAGCAGAUGGGGGUGCAAAACCGGCUGCAAAACCAAGUUCUGGGACAGCCGCCAAGAGAAGGCAUGCUAUCUAUCAAUUCAAGGCUUCAAGACCUUGCAAUGGCAAUUCAACACCAAAGACAACAAAGUCUGUUGUUGUUAUGCUUAGAAGAACUCCUGAACAGAUAGUAGAUCAAAGGCGUGCAAAGGACUUUCGACCCACCAUUGAGUCCAGCACAAAGACUAAGGAGGAGAAGCAAUAUGUGGAUUUGCAAUGGGCACUAUGGUUCAUGGAGUGUGGUGUAUCCUUUAAUGCAGCAAAUUCAAGGCAAUUUGAAAUUGCCUGUGAGGCAACAAAUUUCAAUAUGGUUCAGAUUGAGGAUAUUGGAAAGGACAAUGUUGUUCAAGUUGUGACCGACAAUGGCGCUAACUACAAGGUCACCGGUAAGAUUUUGAUGGAUAGGAUUCCCAAACUAUUUUUGGAGUCCUUGUCUUUGCAUUAUUGCUUGGAUCUGAUGUUGGAAGAAAUUGGGAACUUGAAGGCAUUUAAGAAACCUAUUGCACGUGCUAGGCAUGUCACCACAUUCAUUUAUAGGCAUGGGAGGCUUCUUAGUGCAAUGAGGGCUCAAACAGUGGGCAAUGAUCUUAGUUUGUACAAGAACAAGGAUGCCUUGAAGAGCUUGUUUGUUAGUGAAGCAUGGAUUGGGAACACUUGUGUACAACUACAACAGAUGCAUACAAAGAAAAGGAAUAGGCUGCUUCACAAGAGAUUGAAUGAUAUUGUUUUUGUUUCAUACAAUCGGAAGAUGAGAACAAGGUUUCAGCUUAUGCGUGAGAAGGCAGGCAAGAAAUAUGACCCUUUGGUCAUUGAGGAGUUUGAUUGGGACAAUGAAUGGGCUGAUUCAUUGCAUGUGCCCAUUCCGGUGCUCGAGGGUCUGAUCUUGUCAAUGAGCUCACAUGGCAAAGAUGUGUUGAUGAAGCCACCGGUGCAUCACAAGCAAUGUAGGGUCGUAAUCUUCCUAGGAGAGCUACUGCUACUCAAUAUUAUAGUCAUUCAAGAAAUGUUCUUGUUCACCGCUCUCGCUCUCAAGAUGGAGAAGAGGAAGAUGAAGUUGAAGACCCACAUGAUGAUGCGGAAUUUCCUUCAAGGGGUUGGAUGCUACAUGGGAGAAGAGCUUUUGGAAAGGAAAGAAUGGAACAUGGGCUCUAGAAUUGGCAACAAACGAGCUUACAACGCCUUACAAUAUGCGUAUGGCGUCGCCUAG
Molecule: messenger RNA, 1467 nt
Organism: Miscanthus lutarioriparius
Lineage: Eukaryota; Viridiplantae; Streptophyta; Magnoliopsida; Poales; Poaceae
Source: the annotation of a GenBank genome assembly